Rhea pennata is the source of this 2483-nucleotide messenger RNA. It is a transcript of the gene SHC2, whose product is annotated as SHC adaptor protein 2. NCBI's taxonomy places the organism in Eukaryota, Metazoa, Chordata, Aves, Rheiformes, Rheidae. Gene Ontology annotation, molecular function: receptor tyrosine kinase binding. Bases 1 to 1881 code for a protein of 626 amino acids. The record is from RefSeq and is a predicted model, not a curated record. The transcript is spliced from 12 exons. Gene Ontology annotation, biological process: intracellular signal transduction; cell surface receptor protein tyrosine kinase signaling pathway. Gene Ontology annotation, cellular component: plasma membrane.
AUGCUCCCCGAGCCCAAGUAUGACCGCUUUCGCAACGACACGCUGACGGUGCCGGCCACCCCGCGCCGGCCGCCGGCCGCCCCCAUGCCGUCGCCGGCCCCCUCGCCCGCCGGCCCGGCCCCGGCCCUGGCCCACGCGUGCCCCCCGCUCGGCGAGGAGCAGGAGGCUGGCACCACCUUCUGCACGCUCAUCCCCAGGAUGCCCCAGUGGAAGUUCUCCGGCCCCGCGGGCUUCCUCAGCCGCAGCCCCUCGGGCUCCAGCAAGGAUCUGUCCUCGCUGGGCAGGGCGGGGGGCCCCGCGGAGCCGGGGGGGGGGCCCUCCAGUCUGGCCGCCGUGCUGAGCGCCUGCGAGCCCGUCUGCUCGGCACCCUGCUCGCUGCAGGUGAUGGGCAGGUUGCGCAGCAGUGCCGGGGCCGCCAGGAAGGCCGCCCGCCUCGAAGGGGUCAAGCCGGCCGGCGAGGAGUGGAGCCGCAAGGGCAGCUUCAUCAGCAAGCCGGCGCAGGGCUGGCUCCACCCCGACGAGCGGGUGCUGGGACCCGGCAUCUCCUACAUCGUCCGGUACAUGGGCUGCAUCGAGGUGCUGCGCUCCAUGCGGUCCCUGGACUUCAACACCCGCACGCAAGUCACCAGGGAAGCCAUCAACAGACUGUACGAGGCAGUGCCAGGCGUGAAGGGCGUCUGGAAGAAGAAGGCUCCCAACAAGGCGCUCGUCUCCAUCCUGGGCAAGAGCAACCUCCGCUUUGCCGGCAUGAGCAUUGCCGUCAACAUCUCCGUCGAUGGCCUCAACCUCACGAUCCCCACAACACGCCAGAUCGUGGCCAACCACCACAUGCAGUCCAUCUCCUUUGCCUCCGGAGGGGACACGGACACCACCGACUAUGUCGCCUACGUCGCCAAGGACCCCAUCAACCAGAGAGCCUGCCACAUCCUGGAGUGCUGCGACGGGCUGGCACAGAGCGUCAUCAGCACGGUGGGCCAGGCCUUCGAGCUGCGCUUCAAGCAGUACCUGCACAGCCCCCCCAAGGUGGUGGUGCCCCCAGACAGGGCACUGGGCGCGGAGGAGUCGGCAUGGGGAGACGACGAGGACGCCGCCGAGCACGACUACUACAACAGCAUCCCGGGCAAGCAGCCGCCGCCGGGGGGGCUCAUCGACUGCCGGCUGCAUCCCGGCGCGCUCCCGGGCCAUGUCCGCACUCAGCCCCCCGGCCCCAGCGGCCAGGGCAGAUUUUCCCCCCGACGAGACCCCGCCGGCCAGCCGGGGCUGCCCUGGGAGCCGGAGGUGCAGGGCCAGCCCGGCGAUGGCUACCUGCAGGCAGAUGGGCAGCCCCCGGGGCCGCGGGACUACGAGGAGCACAUGUACGUGAACACGCAGAGCCUGGACGCUGCGGAGCCGGAUGCUGCGGCCCGCGGGGCGCCCCAGGACAGCCCCAAGAAGGACCUCUUCGACAUGCGGCCCUUCGAGGACGCGCUGAAGCUCCACGAGUGCCUGGCGGGGGGCGGCGCCGCCCCCCCCCUGGAGGACCGGUGGCCGAGCCCCCCUACCCGCAGGGCCCCCAUCGCCCCCACGGAGGAGCAGCUCAGGCGGGAGCCCUGGUACCAUGGGAAGAUGAGCCGGCGGGACGCCGAGAAGCUUCUGCAGAUGGACGGGGACUUCCUGGUGAGGGACAGCAUCACCAACCCGGGGCAGUACGUGCUGACGGGCAUGCAGGGCGGGCAGCCCCGGCACCUGCUGCUGGUGGAUCCCGAGGGCGUGGUGCGGACCAAGGACGUGCUGUUCGAGAGCAUCAGCCACCUCAUCAGCCACCACCAGCAGCGUGAGCAGCCCAUCGUGGCCGCCGAGAGUGAGCUGCACCUGCGCCAGGUGGUCAGGAGGAAGCAGUGAGGCCAGGCAGCGCAUGAGCCCCCGGCUCACCUCGGCCCCUCUGCUGGCCCCACGCCUCCUGGGGGUCCAGGGCCCCGGGGAUGCCCCGCUCCUGCUCCCCCAGUCUUGGGGGCCCUGCCAUCCUCCCCUCCCUGGCCCCCACCACCUCCCCGCUGCCGUCCCCGCCAGGCACCACGAUAUUUAUUCUGCUGCUGUGCUGCCAGGGCGGAAGAACCGGAGGCAGGUCGGCCCGGCCGGCAUGCGGGGCCAGCACGGAGCUGCUGGUGGUGCCUGGCCAGGGAGGGGGCCCGGCGAUGCCUCUCUGUGGGCGCUGGGGCCCCAUGCUCCACUCACAGAGGUGCCUGUGUGCCCAGACACCCGCAGUGUCUCACCGUGCCUCGACUUUCCCCCGCACGGUGCUGGUGUCCGCUGUGCCCGGGCGGAAGCUCCAGGGUUGUGCCCGGGCUUCAUUCCCCCACCGCUCCCAACCUUCCCGCUCAACCUUCCUCCCUCCGGGAGCCAUCGCUAUGCAAACACCGGCGCUCCCGCAGGGCUGCUGGGGCACCGAGCGGGGCUGCCCACAGCCCCCAGCUCUGCACUGGCUCCCUCGCUGCCUGCCUGCC